AUGAGUAACCCUCAAUUGGCUAAAUGGGCAAAGGAAACCUUUGGCCUUUUAUGCAAUGCCGAUGAAACGGACAAAUGGUCCAAUGUAUUGAUGAUUCGGCGUGCAAGAAGACCAAACUGCUUCAUUGAAGACAAAGAUAGUGAAGAUGUAAACCAGGCUAUGGUUCAGCAAAGUCUGGCUGAAAAGGUUCUGGUCAAGGGUUUGCAAGGAAGCCUAGACAAAAUUGCUGGAUCAGAUCCACUCUAUGAGAAUGAAGAAAUUGCUGAAGUAGAAUCAGCAGUUUCCUUUAAGAGAACUUAUUCUGCUUCAGAAAAGUUUGAGUGUGUUUGCACGCUUUUGGAUAUCUUGGAAGACGAAGAUAUUGACAGAGACUUCGUCACUCCCAGCAUAUCACCAAUCCCCACCUUCUACAAUGGCCGUCAACGCACGCUCAUCGAUUUUAUUUUUCGCUAUCCAGCCCUGACCACCACUUCACCCGAAAUCAUUUUCCUUAACCCAGCAUGGACCGACCAUAGCCUCUUGACCGUAUUACUCACGCUACAGCAUCCUUCAGGAUCAGGGGUAAUCAAGAAUUUCACGAUUACAUAUGCCAAACAAUUCGCCCGCCAGUGCAAGACAGUCGAAAGGUCCUUGUGCAGUGAACGCCACCCCAUAUUUCGCAAUCCUUCGCUUCCCGACUUGGCCAAAACUGAAGCCAGACUCGCCCGCCUCCAGGAGUUCAAGACAGCCAAUUUGGCACAACGAGCCAGCGUGCAAUGGACGGAAUCUGAUGAGCAGUCUAACGCAUACUUCUAUAGGGUUAUCCGAUCUCGUACGAUUGCACGCUCCAUUACCUCGCUCCGUGACCCCGAAUCUGGGGAAAAUUUGCUUACUCUCGUCCGAUCGCCUCUCCUCGUCCGAUUCUGUCUCUCUCAUCCGCCCCGUCACUGUCUUGUCUUAGCACAACGCCACCUGUGUGUCCGUGAUAAGAGCCUGUACGCUAACCCCCUCCUCCUCAACACCAUCUGGCACGUUCUAUACGUUAUGCCUGGACCGCCUUCUUUCUUUACUGCUAUCUGCAAGUCCAUCCGCAUCUACCCUUCCCUCGGGUUUGGUAGCCCUUUAUGGGAUCUUCUUUGUCAGCCACAACGCAAGGGUGGUUUGGGACUCCUGGACCCUGAGAGCCAACAAAAGGUCCUACAACUUCGCUGCACCUUGCCCAUCCUUCGGGAUUCGCAUGCUCGGUCUCAGUACAUCUUUCCUUACCUCACAUUCUUUUUUCAACUUCACUUUCCAUCUCCUUCCCUUAAAGAUUUCCUUCCCUCGACCAUUCCUCUAUCAGCCCGCUUCUCUCCCGCCACCGCUCUCGCUCUUCCGUUGCACGCCAUCUGGACAUUUCUCCCUCCUUUCUCAAUAACUCGCUGGAAUAAAGGCAUCUACGUCCAGCACGCCUUCAUGAUCGACUCCCGAGGUGGCCUCUGUCGGAUACCUCCCCACGACAUACGGCAUGCCCGCAACCGCAUUAUCGCCUUCUUUCGCCAUCUUGAUGGCGCCAAAAUCGUUCUGUGGCCGUGGUUUAUUUCCUUGCUCUCCCCCUCCUCGCCAGAUUCACCUCGACCAGUGGACGGCCUUUUCUCCCUUGUCUCCCUCAUUCAAAUCGACGGUCGCCCUCUCCACAAGGCUUUGACUGGUUCCCUCCGACGUCACCUCCUCACGUCUACUUCCUCUAUACCUCACGCUGAUAUUUCCUGGAAAUUGUUCUGGCGGUGGUCCAUGACACAAAACACACGUUCUCUCUGUCCGAAAUGUGCCCUCUGUCUCUCUGCGGUGGACUCUCUCCAACAUUUCGUAUUCUCCUGCUCUCGCAAGUUUUCUGUGUGGACAUUGGUACUGCGGCAAAUGUGUCAGCUCUGGUCCAUUUCUGACGUUCCCUGGCUUCUCACUCGUACUCGACUUUCUCCUUUCGUUUCCUCCUCUCUCCAGAUUGCGAAUGCAUCCAUCGUGGUUCACACCAUCUGGCAUGCGCACUGGACAUUUGUCUUUGACAACUCCCUCUUCCUCCCCAGUGUAGUUGCAGCUAAGGCAGUGACAGCCAUACAUAGAUCCCAUGACCUCAAUUCCACUUAA
This is a messenger RNA of Phycomyces blakesleeanus NRRL 1555(-), 2106 nucleotides long. RefSeq lists its product as hypothetical. NCBI's taxonomy places the organism in Eukaryota, Fungi, Mucoromycota, Mucoromycetes, Mucorales, Phycomycetaceae. The transcript is spliced from 7 exons. Bases 1 to 2106 code for a protein of 701 amino acids. The record is from RefSeq and is a predicted model, not a curated record.